Fusarium subglutinans is the source of this 1260-nucleotide messenger RNA. Its product is annotated as macrophage erythroblast attacher. Gene Ontology annotation, cellular component: GID complex; cytoplasm; nucleus. The transcript is spliced from 3 exons. Lineage: Eukaryota; Fungi; Ascomycota; Sordariomycetes; Hypocreales; Nectriaceae. Gene Ontology annotation, molecular function: protein binding; ubiquitin protein ligase activity. Gene Ontology annotation, biological process: proteasome-mediated ubiquitin-dependent protein catabolic process. Bases 1 to 1260 code for a protein of 419 amino acids. The record is from RefSeq and is a predicted model, not a curated record.
AUGGGCGAUCACGAAAGUACCCAGAUCAAACAUAGCGAGCAUCUGUUGCUUGACCAACCUUUGCUUCGCCUCCCUUCCGAACUCCUUCGAAAGAACUUCCGCACGGCCCAUUUCACAAUCGAGAAAGACACAACCGCCCUAAAGACAUUGCUCAAAGAUUCAGCCACCGCUGCCGUCUCCGGCCGCUCGUCACAGCAAGAUGUCCUUCGUAACAUCGACGCAAUGGUGUCCCGCAUGCGAGGUUUGAAGCGCAAACUCAAUGCGAGCGCCGCCGAGGAGGCUCGUCUGCAUGCACAAACAGCUGCCCGCAUCUCACAUCUCGACGAACUAUACAAGAUGGACACAGUGGAGGACGUUAAAUACGAAACUUGGAGUAGGAAGAGGCUCGAUCGCCUUUUGGCAGACUACCUACUUCGCCAUGGUUACAAUGAUACUGCAAAGGAGCUGGCCGAGCAGCGUGGUAUUACCGAUCUCGUUGAUAUCGACACCUUCGUUGCUGCAAGUCAUAUCAGAGAUUCGCUUCUGAAGCAGAGCGUGGUUGAAGCUCUGGCUUGGUGCAACGAUAAUAAGAAAGAGUUACGGAAGAUGGAGAGUAAGCUCGAGUUCAUGCUUCGAUUCCAGCAAUAUAUCGAGCUGGUCCGCUCGCAAUCCUCGGCCAAACUAACUGAAGCCAUUGCUCACGCAAAGAAACAUCUCAUUCCUUAUCGGGCCACAUUCCCCCGAGAAGUUCAGCAGGUCUGUGGUCUGCUUGCCUUUCCUCCUGGUGGUGCAUCCGCCGCCGCACCCUAUGGAGAUUUGUAUAAGCCCUCCCGCUGGACUGACCUUGCCGACCUCUUCACAACAACCCACAAUCAACUCCUUGCCCUUCCUGCAGUCCCACUCCUUCACGUCGCACUUUCUUCUGGUCUAUCAGCUCUCAAAACACCUGCAUGCCACACGGAUCCAAUGCACUCAUCAGAUAGCCCAUCUGCCCAAAGCACAUCCGAUAUCGCAGCAGCAGCAGCUUCGACUCUCGGCCAUGGCGUUUGUCCCAUUUGCUCCACUGAACUCAAUGAGCUUGCCCGGAACGUGCCAUAUGCUCACCAUACUCAGAGUCAUGUAGAGCACGAUCUCAGGCUACUGCCUAAUGGUAGCGUCUAUGGAAGGGACCGCCUCGAAAUACAGGCGAGGAAGAAUAAUUUGCCUUCUGAUCAGGUUAAGGACCUCCGAACAGGCGAUAUCUUCCCAGUUGAGUCACUGAAGAAGGUUUAUAUCACUUAA